AUGUCGGCCUACGUAGAGGUCAUCUUCGACAACACCGACGGCCGUUUCCCCACCGGCAGAGAGGAACUGGUCCUGCGCAGAACUAUCGGUCAGAAGAAGGACGAAUACUCGCUCGAUCGCAAGAAUGCCACCAAGGCCGAUGUCAUGAACCUCCUCGAAUCCGCCGGUUUCUCGCGCUCAAACCCCUACUACAUCGUCCCCCAAGGACGUGUCACAACCCUCACCAACAUGAAGGACGGCGAGCGUUUGAAUCUCCUCAAAGAAGUCGCCGGAACCCAGGUCUACGAGUCACGCAGAACAGAGUCUCUGAAAAUCGUCACCGACACCGACAACAAGCGCGCAAAGAUCGACGACCUCCUGGCCUACAUCCGCGAGCGAUUGGGCGAGCUGGAAGAGGAAAAGGAGGAGCUUAGAGCAUACCAAGAAAAGGAUCGUGAACGACGCUGUCUUGAAUACGCCAUCUACCGAAACGAGCAGGAGGAAGUUGCAGACUGGUUGGCGAGGAUCGACGAGGAACGUCAAAACGACGUGGUAGGAGCAGACGAACACAGCCAGGACUUCCUCCAAGGAGAGGAAGACUUGAAAGAGAUGGACAGCCAAAUCAGCCGACUCAAGCAGCAAAUCGACUUCCUGGUGCUCGACAGACAACAACUAGAAGACGAGCGCAAAGAAGCUUCUCGUGAAAAGGCAAAGGUCGAACUGGAUGUCAAAACUCUCACAGAUGGCCAAUCUGCCGCACAGUCUGCCAGGACCCGCCAUGCCAACGAUUUACAGCAAGUUCGCGCUCAGAUCGAGCAGCGUGAGGCCGAGUUGGCCCAGAUCCUCCCUCAGUACAAUGCACAAAAAGAGCAGGAGGCCACCCUCAAGAACCAGCUCGUCGAAGCAGAAGGCCAGCGCCAGAGAUUAUACGCCAAGCAGGGACGUCAGACUCAGUUCCAGAGCAAGCGCGACAGAGAUACCUGGUUGCGCAAAGAAAUUGCAGAAAUCAAUGUUGCUCUGGCCACAAGGAAAGCGAUUGCUAUGCAAGCAUCCGACGAUGUUGCAGAACUUGAGGAAGAAAUCUCGACUCUCGAAUCCGAGAUUGCAGAGCUGAGAAGCCGCAUUGACAACCGCGGCGACGAGACACAGACCAUGGCAACUGAUGUACAAAAAGCCAAGGACGAGCGAGACCGUCUGAUGGACCAGCGCAAAGAGUUGUGGCGUGAAGAAGCCAAGCUUGAUUCAGUCAUUACUAAUGCACAGCAAGAGCUCGAAAAGGCCGAGCGUUUCCUUUCCCACAUGACAGACCACAACACAAGUCGAGGCAUUGCUGCUGUUCGUCGUAUCGCUCGUCAACACAACAUCCCUGGUGUAUACGGCACGCUUGCUGAGUUGUUUGAGCCUUCAUCAGAACGAUACAAGACUGCUAUCGAGGUUACUGCAGGCAACAGUCUCUUCCACUAUGUGGUCGACACCGACGAUACCGCCACAAGAGUUCUGGAGCUUCUCCAACGAGAGAAGUCAGGACGUGUAACAUUCAUGCCGCUGAACCGCCUCCAACCAAGACCUGUCAACAUCCCGAAUGCUGCUGAUGCGGUACACCUUCUCACCAAGAUCACAUACGACCAAAAGUACGAAAAAGCGUUUGAGCAGGUAUUUGGCAAAACUAUUGUUUGCCCCAACCUUGCAACUGCUUCACAAUAUGCUCGUAGUCACGGUGUCUCUGCCAUCACGCCAGAGGGUGAUCGUGCAGACAAGAAGGGUGCUCUUACUGGUGGUUUCCACGACCCAAGAUCAUCACGUCUUGACGGUGUACGAAACGUUCAGACAUGGCGUGUCGAGUAUGAGAAGCACCGUAACCGUGGUGACGAGAUCCGCCGUGAGCUCGAAGCGCUGGACCAGCAAGUCACAAGAGCUGUCAGCAACCUACAGAAAAUCGACCAGAAGCGCCUACAAGCGGAAAACAGUUACGGUCCACUCCGUCAAGAACUCAGAAACCAGACCAAUGCUUUACAAUCCAAGCACGAAGAGCUUGAGAAGAAGCAGCGCUCUCGUGAUAAUGUUGAGCUGGCGGCAAGACAGCUCGGAGAGCAAGGCAGUGCCUAUGAGACAGAACUGAGCACCGAGUUCAGAAAAGCACUUUCAGCAGACGAGGAACGUCAACUCGAGACAUUGAGCACGACUGUGCAGAAUCUGCGAAAGCAAUUCUCUGACUUGAGUUCUACUCGUUCAGAUGUCGAAGGUCGCAAGGCUAGUCUGGAAGUGGAGCUUCGCGAGAACCUUCGUCUCAGACUUGACCAGCUUCAAGCUCAAGACGCCGAAUUGGGUGCUGGUGGUGUUGCAGGUGGUAAUGCACGCCUCGGUGAGAAGCAGAGGGAGCUUGAACGUGCAGAUGAAGCCUUGUCGAACGUCAUGAACAAGCUCGAAGAGGCAGAGGCAUCACUCGAACAAGCACAAUCUCAACUCUCAGAGGCAAACACAUCACGCGAGGAGAAGCAACGUCAACAAGAAGAGCUCGCUCGCUUCAUCUCCAAGAAGAAGAGAUCAAUGGAGAAGAACACCGCCAAGCGUGCCACUCUCAAGGAAAAGGAAGAAGCCGUAGGCAUCAGCAUCCGCAACCUUGGUGUACUGCCCGAGUCUGCCUUCCAAGAACCAUACACAAGUAUGAAUUGGGACAAGGCAGCCAAGAAGCUGAACAAGGUCAAGAAUGCUCUCAAGGGUUAUGGUCACGUCAACAAGAAGGCCUUCGAACAGUACAACUCCUUCACUCGCCAACGUGAAAGUCUGGAAACCCGCCGGAAAGAGCUUGAAAACUCGCUGUCGAGUAUCCAGGAGCUCAUUGAUGUGUUGGAUCAACGCAAGGACGAAGCCAUCGAGCGUACUUUCCGCCAAGUCAGCAAGGAGUUUGCACGCAUCUUUGAGAAACUGGUUCCUGCUGGUAAGGGCCGCUUGGUGAUUCAACGCCGUACCGACCGUAUUGCGCGCGGCGAGAAUGACGAAGAAGACAGUGAGGAUGGUGAAGGCAGAAAAGACGGCGUGGAAAACUACACUGGUGUGGGCAUCAGUGUGAGUUUCAACAGCAAACACGACGAACAACAACGUAUCCAGCAACUCUCAGGUGGACAGAAGAGUGAGUUUCUCCUUUCCAUCUUCCCCUUUUACCAUAUACUAACACAUUAUCACAGGNNUUUGUGCGCCCUCGCCCUCGUCUUUGCAAUCCAAGCCUCAGACCCAGCACCCUUCUACCUCUUUGACGAGAUCGACGCAAAUCUUGAUGCACAGUACCGUACCGCAGUUGCCCAAAUGCUGUCCGAGAGCUCCGAGAAGGGACAGUUCAUCUGCACGACAUUUAGACCUGAGAUGUUGCUUGUGGCGGAAAAGUGCUAUGGUGUCAGUUAUAUCAACAAGACGAGUAGUAUUGAUGUCGUGUCCAAGGAACAAGCGUUGGACUUUGUCGAGGGACAGAUUAGUGGCAAGUAA
Molecule: messenger RNA, 3459 nt
Organism: Aureobasidium vineae
Lineage: Eukaryota; Fungi; Ascomycota; Dothideomycetes; Dothideales; Saccotheciaceae
Source: the annotation of a GenBank genome assembly